This is a messenger RNA of Dreissena polymorpha, 4236 nucleotides long. RefSeq names its product microtubule-associated tumor suppressor candidate 2 homolog. The coding region runs from base 37 to 402 and encodes 121 amino acids. The transcript has 4 exons. Lineage: Eukaryota; Metazoa; Mollusca; Bivalvia; Myida; Dreissenidae. Gene Ontology annotation, molecular function: microtubule binding. The record is from RefSeq and is a predicted model, not a curated record. Gene Ontology annotation, cellular component: cytoplasm; nucleus.
AUUGAAUGACUAUGAUACCCGAUAUCAACAUAUCAUAUGGGAUUUGCAGAUCACCAAGCUGCCCUGAAAUUCAACAUUGAUUACAAACCCUUUACUGAGCUCCACAAGCAGCACCAGGACAACCUGGAGGACAUCACGGGCCGGUUUGAUGGCAUCAAGAUGACCCUCUCAGAGAAGGUGGAGACCUUGCGCAGCGAGUGUGACCGCCUGCGUGAUCGCGCCAAACACUGCGAAGAGGCCCUCCAGAGGGACUCUGACUUCAAAGUACAGUGCGCACUGGCCCCCUACCGCAGUCUGCCGCAGGAGUUAGAGAGUCUAAAGACUGUCCUGGAAAUGAAGAACAAGGAAAUCAACAAGCUACGCACCCACGAUAUUGAGCUGCAGAAGAAAAGUCCUUCAUGAGCGAUGCCCGAGUUUGAUGAAGAAGUACGACAAGGAAUCGCGAGCAAACAAGCGCCUGUCCAUGGAUUACGAGGAGCUGAUGUGGAAACUGUCCGAGUCAUUCACCGACCCUGACCUGGGAACCCUGGAGUUGUACCAGAAAAUGGGAAUGUCCCCCAACGGUGAUCUAACUUCACCCGGCCUUGGCAGAAAGUUGAGAACACCGUCUAGUUCGGAAAGCAGUCCCUCCAAAAGUCCUGCCACCAGAAGGACUUUGUCCUUGAGUGCUGACGAUCGGGAUGAGAAAAAAAUGAAGAGACGUUCUGGAAAUUAUUUAAUAGACGAAAUGAAGCACAGGGCCACUAGUCCUCUUGCAAAGCAAAGUGUGUAAAACCCACUCACGAAGUCGUGGUCACCAGGUAGUGGUUCUCUGUCAAGUUCGCCAACGCGCUCGAAUGGUCGUAAUGGCACUGCCAUGUCCCAGUCCUGGUGUGUUGAAAUGGAAAAGGAUGAGAACCAAUCGCAAGCAGUAGUCAGCAAGAUUCCUCGGAGCAAAUCCAACACAGAUAAACAAUCGCAUGGGAAGUCAGUUUCUCCAGAAGUAAGUGAUAGAUUGAGAACUGAACAAGUUUCUAUUUUGAAAAUGGAAAGGGAUAAUUCCAAUUCCAACAGCGUAAACGGCGAUGUCCAGACGUCCGUUGAGUCUGAACUUGUCACGUGCAAGAGUGGAGAAUCACCACAAAAAACAGAGCCAAAGGCUGUCCCAGAAAUGGUGCCAUUUUCGGAAAGUGACCAUGUGUUCAACGAAAAUUUCUGUGUGAUGAAUAAUAAACAUGCCAAUACUGAUUCUGAUACAAAUUACUCUACCUCUUCCAUUACUUCUGUCGACACACUUCAAUCUGAAACUCUUUCCUGCCCAUCUUCAAAACUGCCAGUAAACAUUGAAGAAGAAAAUGACACAGGAUCAGCAAGACGUAGAGGUCACACAGAAAAAACUGUAUGAUCUUUUUUGUAUUGAACAAACUUUUCGUUUAAGUAGUUACAGUGUUUGUGUUGAAAAGCAAUUACUGCAAAACCAUUUUUAUUUGUAAGCAUAAAAUGUUGCGGGGGAUUUUUCCGCAGACUCACAAUUUCGUUGCCAUGUGAAUUCUAAGAUAGCUGAUUAAAAAAACAACAACUUUGGAAUGUUUGUCGGUCAGUCAUGUGUACAAGUGUAUGUAAUGCAUGUCUAAGAUCAUUCCCAGGGGGGGGGGGGGGGGGGGGGGGGGGCGGGGGGCGGUCACUUUGGUGUGCAGGCCUUGAAUAUCACUUGCCAAUUAACUUGUCCAUUGUUAUGAGGUGAUAGUCAAAACAUCUCUGUUUUUUACGUGCUAAUAAACUCCCCAAUUGAUAAAAUGAUAGUGAACAGAUAAGCAGGACUGAAUCAAUAUUACUGACUGUUAGUAGCGUAGAAGUCAAUUUUAAAUGGGUCUGAUUGAAUUAAUCAUGGCCAAAGUGAGGAAAUUCUUACCUCUAUCCAUGUCAAUUAUAGAAGGUUCGAAGAGUAUUGAUUUAUAAUUAAUGUUAUCAAAUUAUUUUGCUUAGUUUUCAAUUAAGCUUUAUUAUACCCCCACAAACGAAGUUUAGGGGGGUAUAUAGAAGUGAACCUGUUGGUCGGUCUGUCUGUCGGUCGGUAUUAAGUGUCCGCUCUCUAAUUCAAGUAGUUUUCAUCCGAUCUUCACCAAACUUGGUCAGAAUUUGUAUCUACAUGAUGUCUAGGCCAAGUUCGAACAUGGGCCUUGCCGGGUCAAAAACUAGGUCACGGGGUCACUUAGUGCGUUUUAAACAUUCAGCAUGUUGUCCGCUCUCUAAUUCAAGUAGUUUUCAUCCAAUCUUCAACAAACUUGUUCAGAAGUUGUAUCUAGAUGAUCUUAAGGCCAAGUUCAAACAUGGGCCUUGCCGGGUCAAAAACUUGGUUACGGGGUCACUUAGUGCUUUUUAAACAUCACAAUGUUGUCCGCUCUCUAAUUCAGUAGCUUUCAUCCAAUCUUCACCAAACUUGGUCAGAAGUUGUAUCUAGAUGAUGACUAGGUCAAGUUUGAAUAUGGGUCAUGCCGGGUCAAAAACUGGGUCACGGGGUAUCUUAGUGCGUUUUAAACCUCACCAUGUUGUCCGCUCUCUAAUUCAAGUAGUUUUCAUCCAAUCCUCACCAAACUUGGUCACAAGUUUUAUCUAAAUGAUCUCUAUGACACAUUUGAACAUGGGCCAUUCCGGGCCUAAAACUAGGUCACGGGGUCACCAAGUGCGUUUUUUAACAUUCAGCAUGGUGUCCGCUCUCUAAUUCAAGUAGUUUACAUCCGAUCUUCACCAAACUUGGUCAGAAGUUUUAUGGAGAUGAUCUAAAGGCCAAGUUAGAACAUGGGCCUUUCUGGGUCAAAAACUAGGUCAAGGGGUCACUAAGUGCGUUUUAAAAAUUGAGCAUGGUGUCCGCUGUUUUUUGUGAAGGCGACAUGCAAAAUAUUAUGUGUCAAUGCGGCAUGUGGAGGUAUUUGUCACGUCUGUGACAAAGCUCUAGUUUCAGAUGAAUAAAUGCAUAAAACUGUUUCAUUCAGGUGAUUAUCACACAUUGUCAUCUUACAAUUGCAUAUUUGUCUCCUGCCGCUGAAACCGGAGGGGAAUUAUGGUGUGCGCUCUGUCUUUCUGUCAGUCAGACACACUUUUCUGGAUCCUGCGAUAACUUUAAGUUAUUCAUAUUUUUUCAUGAAACUUGUAACCUGGAUAGAGAUUAUGCACAUCAUUUCAUUUUGUUCCUACGUCAAGAAUUAUGGUUGCUAUGGCAACAAAUAUAUAUAAAAAAAAAUAUAUAAAAUUUUUACUGACAAUGGGGAGUUUCACCGGUAGGGGACAAUAUUGCUUGGCAAUCGCUUGUUUGUUUUUGUUUCCCUGUGAUUAUAAUACAUUAGGAAGUUGAACCUCCACAUUUUAAGCUCGGCUGUUUUCGGAGAAAACCCGAGGUAUUGUCUUAGCCAGCUCGUCGUCCGCGUCAUGCUAAAACCUUAACAUUUUGUUGAACAUUGGCUCUCAAAUCAAAGUGCUUCAACCUACAAUUUUAAAACUUUAUAUGUAGCUGCACCUUGAUUAGUUCUACAUGCCACACCUAUUUUUGGGUCACUAGGGCAAAGGUCAAGGUCACUGUGACCUCUAAAAAAAAUCUGAAAAGCUUUAAUUUAUUCAAAACUGCACCCGCAGCCAAGCGUGGCACCCGUUCUGCGGUGCUCUUGUUUUAUUUGGCUUCAUAACUUAUUAUUGAUUGUCAGCAUAACUACUGACCAGACUGCAGGAGUGUGCAGGCAUGUUCACAUGAUACCCCUCAUAUAACCUUUCAUUACUUAUCAAACUUGGAUGUUCAUGAUGAUUGGUGAUUUUUUUUAUUUUUUUCCAUAUAUGCACAAACAAUUACUUUAAUAUUUAUUCUAGUAAAUACUCCCAAUCACCAAAGUGAAGUGUUUUUAUGUCUUCCACCACUAUAGUGGGGGACGUAUUGUUUUUGCCCUGUCCGUUGGUUUGUUUGUGUGUUUGCGUCAAACUUUAACAUUUGCUAUAACUUUUGCAAUAUUGAAGAUAGCAACUUGAUAUUUGGCAUGCAUGUGUAUCUCAUGGAAGUGCACAUUUUGAGUGGUGAAAGGGCAAGGUCAUCCUUCAAGGUCAAAGGUCAAAUAUAUGGGGACAAAGUGUUUCACAAACACAUCGCUUGUUUUAUAAUACAUCACAGACCCAAAUUAUAUUCAAAGUUUAGAUAUGGGACCUGCAAAUUGCUUUAUGUCAUUAGAUAAUGUUCAAAAUAUAUAUAUCAAUCAUAAGUAGUGCCCCCCCCCC